Cyprinus carpio (common carp) is the source of this 2244-nucleotide messenger RNA. RefSeq names its product odorant receptor 131-2-like. Gene Ontology annotation, cellular component: membrane. NCBI's taxonomy places the organism in Eukaryota, Metazoa, Chordata, Actinopteri, Cypriniformes, Cyprinidae. Gene Ontology annotation, biological process: G protein-coupled receptor signaling pathway. The record is from RefSeq and is a predicted model, not a curated record. Gene Ontology annotation, molecular function: G protein-coupled receptor activity.
AACCUUAAACCACAUAAACACAUUGCAUUAAACCAAAUACACAACAUAAUGUUCUUUUUAAAAAACGUCAUAUGACCCCUUUAAAAUAAAGCUAAUGUAAUUUAGGUCAAUGCAUUUUAGAGUGCCCAAACUCUCUCUUUCCCUCCCUCCCUCCCUCCCUCCCUUUCUUUCUUUCUCUCUCAUGCUCUUUUUUCUCCUCCCUCAUUUACAUCUCAGAUGAGCAUAUAAACUACUCAGUUGUACCAAAACAUUUACUAAUCAAACUGAAAAGGUAAGUUCACUCUUUCAACAACAUCUUUCAUUUUGUUUUUAUAUUCCUCAUAGCAUAUGCUUAUUAACAUGCUAAAUGUUUCUCCUUUUAAUUUCCAUAUCAGAUUAAAUAAAUGGAAAAAUCUUAAGGAUAAAGAAGAUUUGUGUUUCAGCUUGAUCAAGCUGAUCAGCCAUCAAGAUCUUUGGAAGGAAAGCAACUACAGACAACAAAUACAUUCAAAAGUCAUUCUUCCAAAGAAAACGCAAAGAAUUUCACAUCCGUGCACAAGCACAAUGAACUCUUCUGUGCAACUCUAUAAUCUACAAGAAAGAUAUGCAGAUUCUUUUGCAAAAAAUUUUACCAUCGUUUUUCUCGCGGUCAUAAUUGUCUCCAUCAAUGGAGUGUUUGUAUACAUAUUCUUUAGGAGUUCAAUUUUCUACAAUGAUCCAAGAUACAUACUAUAUAUUCACUUGGUUAUCAAUGAUAUGCUCAUGGUUUGUUUAUCUGUAACUCUUUUUGUGAUGAGUUUUGCAUGGCAAAAUGUACCGUUCCCAUUCUGUUUCACCCUGCUAAUAGUAGCUGCAACUGCUCAUAAGAACACUCCUCUGACUUUGGCCAGUAUGGCCGUUGAGCGUUACAUUGCCAUCUGCAAACCACUGCAUCACCAUCAGAUCUGCACAGUGCGCAGGACAUACAUCCUCAUCUCUCUGAUUUGGGGUGUAGGAGUCAUACCUGGAUUGAACGACUUGAUUGUCAUUGUAAUUGUUCGUCCCUUAUCUGUCUUUAAAACAGUUGCUCUCUGUAGUUCAGCAACUCUUUAUAACACACCGUACCAUGAAGAACUCAGCAAAAUUACACUUGGGCUUUAUACAUCUGUUGUGUGGUUGAUUCUUGUAUUCACAUAUUGUCAAGUGCUAGUUGCAGCAAGAAGGGCCUCCGCUGAUAAAACCUCAGCAAAAAAGGCCCAAAGCACCAUCCUGUUACAUGGAGCACAGCUUCUGCUCUGUAUGUUGUCCUACAUUACUCCUGUGUUAGACAAAAUUUUUCUUCCACUUGUGACUGAUCAGCAGAAGAGAAUCAGUUUUUUCAAUUACCUUCUAACAAACAUUGUGCCACGAUUGCUCACCCCCUUGAUUUAUGGUGUUCGGGAUAAACAUUUUUAUAAUCACCUGAAGGGAUUUUAUUCAUGUAAAUUGCCUGUUGUAAAGGUUGAACCAUCCAAACAAUGAGCAAAAAUACUUACAAAAAUUUUGCUCUAUAUUUUUAUAUUGAUUAACCCUGCAGAAAACAGACAUGUUAAAUAAUUUCUUGAUUAUUAGUUUUCUUCAUCAGUGCUUACAUAUUUUUUUUGUGCAGUCAUAACACAUUUCUGAAAAAUCUCCACUUAAUUAAUGAAUUACAACACUUGAUGCAAAUGUGGAACUUUUGCCUGUGGCAUAAAACCUGUAGCUGAACUGGAGUGUGUCAUUAGCAAUGCCAGUUUCAUAUGGAAUCGUAUGUAUAAGUACGUUUUUGGAGUUUUGCAGAAAAAGUAGGUAGAGGCGCAUUUCCAAUGAGCCUAUGUUGCCACUAAUUGUCAGGGAACACAGAUACUAAUAAAUGCAACACUUGAAAAUUAUGCCUCUAUGUACAUUUUUGUACAUUCCUACAAAUAUUUGUUGCCGUUUCCAGCUGAAAUGACCACUUGUGACAUUAAAACACAUUAUUAUUUCUUCACACAAAUUGUGAUUACAGGGGCAGAUUUGAUCAAUAAAGACUUUGAUCAAAGUGAGAUUUGUAAACGAAUACACUGACAAUUGCAUCUCAUUAACAGCUUCAUACGUAUGGAUUUUCUGAUGUAGUAAAUGUAUUUGGUAGCUCACUUGGUAAAUUGCACUUGUGACAUGUACAAGUUGCGUGAAUCAUAAAUGAUAAUAAAUAAGACUUUGUAAAAGCAAGCUAAAACGGCAUCAUUGUUUCAGCAAAUGUGUUUGUUUGCUAAUGUUAACACUAAC